Messenger RNA from Neurospora tetrasperma FGSC 2508, 1182 nucleotides. RefSeq lists its product as uncharacterized. The record is from RefSeq and is a predicted model, not a curated record. NCBI's taxonomy places the organism in Eukaryota, Fungi, Ascomycota, Sordariomycetes, Sordariales, Sordariaceae. The transcript is spliced from 5 exons. Gene Ontology annotation, biological process: vesicle-mediated transport. Bases 420 to 869 code for a protein of 149 amino acids. Gene Ontology annotation, cellular component: Golgi membrane.
CAAUAAACGGCCUACAGCACCGAGCAUAAAGCCUCUUUGGAAAAGGACAUCAAGGGGGAACCCAGGUCGUACUACUGUCAAUUCCCAUUGUUGCCGAAACGAACGAAGCAACCACCAACCAACCAACCACCUGUUUCCUACAGCAAGCGAGUGGAAGCGACAGCAACAAAGACCGCCGGAUAGGUCCCUCAAUAAUCAACUCUCCUCCUCAACUACCCGCUCCCAACAACCAAGCAACAAACUACAACUACUCGCGAGCGAGCUAGUAAACGACGACUUUUACGAAACGAAACGAACUUUGAACUACGAGUUACGAAACAUCUUGCGCAAGUAGCAAGAUACAAAUCGGCAGGCACGACCAAACCACCAAACACAGAAGAAAAAAGGAGUAAACGAAUAGCUUCAGAAAUCCAGCCAAGAUGACGCUCAAGGACGAAUUCGCGACGCGCAACUUCAGUAUCUAUGGACAAUGGCUCGGCAUUCUCUCCAUGAUCCUCUGCUUUGCCCUUGGCAUUGCCAACAUCUUCACCUUUAGACCCAUCAUCAUCGUCUUCUCUGUCAUCACUCUGUGCUUCUCCUUUGUGAUUCUCUUCGUCGAAGUCCCUCUCCUCCUCCGCAUCUGCCCGACCUCGCCCACCUUCGACAACCUCAUCCGCAAGAUCUCGACCAACUACACGCGCGCCGCCGCUUACGGCGUCAUGGCCGUCGUUGUCUUCUUGUCCUGCAUCGAUCGCACCACGUCCCUCCUUGUCCCCGGCAUCUUCCUUUCGUUCACGGGUAUCUGCUACGCUCUGGCGGCGCUCAAGGGCCAGGCAUUUGUGGGAAGCAAGACGCUGGGUGGAGCGGGUGUCGCGCAAAUGAUUGUAUAAAUCAAGUGCGAGCACACGAGAAACAGCAAGGGGAGAGAAGGUGUGAGGAGGAAAUGGGGGAACUUGGAACUUGAACUGAAAGAAAGUACUUUUCAUGACAUGGGAGUGUAAGUACUGACCAAAAAAAGGAGGAAAAAUAAUGGAUGGAUAUACAUUGAGUGGGAGAAGAAUGCAGGGGAUUGGUUCAUUAUAGAUAUGCGGAAAAAGGAGGGACACUUUUCGGAAGAUAAGAGUGAUGCCGGACAAACGGGGGAAUCCGCUCGUGUCAGUCGUGUUGUUGCUGGACUGUUUGAAUGAAAUUACUAUUCACAUC